Messenger RNA from Zerene cesonia (dogface butterfly), 2659 nucleotides. Its product is annotated as zinc finger SWIM domain-containing protein 8-like. Gene Ontology annotation, molecular function: zinc ion binding. The record is from RefSeq and is a predicted model, not a curated record. The transcript is spliced from 13 exons. Lineage: Eukaryota; Metazoa; Arthropoda; Insecta; Lepidoptera; Pieridae. The coding region runs from base 836 to 2659 and encodes 607 amino acids. Gene Ontology annotation, cellular component: Cul2-RING ubiquitin ligase complex.
CCACGAUACGAUACGAACGAAACUCGAAAGGGCUGUCGGACUGGGACGUUGCACGGCCAUAUUUGUUAUUGUACUUCAUAGGAAUUUAUUUGAAAUAUUUGAUUUCUGAAUAGGAAGUGUUACAGUUUUCCAAGUUUGUGAUGCAUUUUACUCUAUUACAUCACAAAUACAAAGAGUUUAAACAGCUACAUACAAACUUAAGUGUGUAAUAAGCAUGUCUGUUUAGUGAUAGUGGAUACCCCCAUAGUGGUUCGCUGAAGUGAUCCAGCGAAUUAAAUCUUAUAAAUUUCGAAUAUAUUCCGAUAAAGUGGCGGGGCCAUCAAAUAACAAUGGGAAGGCGGGACGAGCAGCUGUCCCGGUGGACGUGGGAUCACCCUUACUUGAUUGGGAAGAAGGAGACCACUUCAGUUUUGAAGAUUCGGAAAGAUUUGAAGAAGAUUCUUUGUGUAGUUGGAGUUCAGAACCUGAAAGCCUCUGUAAUAACUGGCGAGGUUGGAGAAGACCCAAUUUACCAAAUUCCUUUGCGCCUCGUCCGACGAAAAAAAGCACCCAAGAAAAAUCAGUAUCAACACUAAGUGAGUUAGCAGCGAAAUGUGUAGCUAGCCACAUACCAUUCGAACUGGUUGAACAUGUGUAUCCACCUGUGCCAGAGCAACUUCAGUUACAAAUUGCCUUCUGGAGUUUCCCUGAUAGUGAAGAUGACAUACGAUUAUAUUCAUGCCUUGCUAAUGGAUCUGCAGAUGAAUUUCAAAGAGGAGAACACUUAUUCAGAGACAAAGCUGUUAAAGAUGUUUUACAGAUUGGAUUCCAUUUAUCAGCGACUGUUACACUUACAAUGGCAAGAACACAAUUUAAUGUAGCAGUAACAUUUGACAGACAAAAGAUAUCAUCAUGUAACUGUACUUGUUCAUCGUCAGCACAUUGGUGUUCGCAUAUUGUUGCUGUUUGCCUGUUUAGAAUACAUUUGCCAACACAAGUAUGUCUCAGGGCACCAGUAUCAGAGUCUCUACAGAGAUUGCGGAGAGACCAAUUGCAGAAGUUUGCUCAGUACCUCAUAUCGGAGUUGCCUCGCCAGAUAUUACCAACAGCUCAAAAGAUAUUGGAUGAAUUAUUAUCAGCACAACCAAACCAAAUAAACACAACGUGUGGCGCGCCAGACCCCACGGCCGGAGCCUCAGCCUAUGAAUAUACAUCGUGGUUCCUGGAUGAAAAGACUUUACAUAAUAAUAUUAAUAAAAUAUUAGUCAAAUUCUGUGUACCAACGCCUAUCGUGUUUAGUGACGUAAAUUAUCUAAGUACAAGCGCACCGCCGGCGGCGGCCGAGUGGUCGUCGCUGCUGCGGCCGCUGCGGGGUCGCGAGCCGGAGGGCAUGUGGAACCUGCUUUCCAUCGUGCGGGAGAUGUUCAAGCGCAGCGACCGUAACGCCAUACCCUUGCUGGAGAUAAUCACGGAGGAGGUCAUGGCUUGUGAACAGAUAAUAGUGUGGUGGUACAGCACGAAGGCGGCGCUGGUGGCGUGGGGCGGCGGCACGGGCGGCAAGCACGGCGGCAGCGGCGGCAACUCCGCCGCGCAGCAUGCCUGCUCCUCGCUCUGCGAUGAAGUGGUUGUCCUGUGGCGUCUCGCUGCUUUGAAUCCUGGUUUGGCGCCGCACGAGAGAGAUACACUACAUGAACAGUUCACUCAAUGGCAUAUGAAGGUUUUGGAUAAGGUUGCAAAGAAUCGAAACAAUCACAUCAACUCGUCUCACCCCCGCCACGGGCGCACCCACUCGCACCCGCCAUUUAUCAACGGCAUUAGCGAGAACGAAGUGUUCCCAGGUUUCAACCCAGCCAUGGAGGCUUGUUUUCUUGAGUGGGAUGACUACCAGAUCGCCGGCGUUACUUAUACAAAGGAUUUGAAUCCGUUGUACCAUAGUCCGUUCACUAUAUUCAGACAUUCUGAUAAGCAAAUCGAUAGUGUACACCAGGUUAAUUCAUCAAAAGCUGUACUUAAUAAUGAGAUGUCACUUAGUUAUCGACUGACUAACCCAGAUUCGUCGAUGCAAGGUCAUCGUACACUAGUCAAUAGAACUAGUCGCAUCAAUGUAGAUCUGGCAAUAGCUGGACCCUCUAAUGAGGCUUGUGGACCGGGAGAUGGUGUUGGUGAGCCAGUUCGUGAUGCAGGCCCGAGUGAUGGAAACCAUUCUAGCGUCUCUUCUGAAGGUUUCUGCGAGAACGAGGAGGAGAUGCAGGUGAGCGGCGCGGACGGCGGCGACACGGACUCGCAGGACUCCACCUCGCCGCAGGGCUCGUCGGACGACGCGCGCCAGCCGCGGGACGACUCCGUGUCGGACGACGAGUGCCACCUGUACUACUACGACGCGAACGCUGCCAGGCGGAUCGCGGACGGAGGCGUGGCUCUGAUGAACGGGCAAGGGGGCUCGGGUCUAGGCGCGGGCGGCAGCGGCGCGAGCUGGGAGUGCGGCUGGGAGGUACAGUUCGCGCGCGCGGAGGGGCUGCACGCGCACGGGCACGCGCGGGAUGCGUGCGCGCUCGGAGCCAGCCUCGCGAGGGACCUGCUUGCGAGACCGCCUGCGUUGUUAGGUAACGAAUCAGUUAUUUGUGCCACUGUUUUUAUGAUGAUAGACUGUGAUUCAAAUCAGGAUAAUAAGAUAAACUGA